Messenger RNA from Arthroderma uncinatum, 1716 nucleotides. RefSeq lists its product as uncharacterized. Bases 1 to 1716 code for a protein of 571 amino acids. The record is from RefSeq and is a predicted model, not a curated record. Gene Ontology annotation, molecular function: protein kinase activity; ATP binding. Gene Ontology annotation, biological process: protein phosphorylation. NCBI's taxonomy places the organism in Eukaryota, Fungi, Ascomycota, Eurotiomycetes, Onygenales, Arthrodermataceae. The transcript has a single exon.
AUGGAUAUCUAUGGUACAGCCGCUACGGCGCUGCAACACGUCGUUCAGGUAACCAUCUUUAUCAAGGGUGUGAUUUCUGACAUCAGAGAGUAUGAUAACGACCGAGCCACCAUCGACCUCAAGCUCGACCUCCAACUGACUUCGCUCGAGUUUUUCCGCCGGAGAUUCCUGCACGAGAAACAUGGCCUGAUGCUUCCGGGAAAUCUGCCCGAAUGGAUUGCCGAUACCAUCUGCAAACUGCUGGUGAAGCUGAACCGGGUGCUAGCAGAAUAUCAGGUCGUCGUCGGGCGGUACGAGGAUUUUGACGAUAAGAUGAGGGAGAUGAAGGUCAACGACGAACCGGAGACUGUGAGCAAAAGGGAAAAGUGGAAGAAGUCCUUCUAUGAACGGGCGAAGUCUCACGCCAAAUCGCUCAAGGUGAAGGGGUACGACUGGUCGCUUUUUGAAAAGAAGAAGCUGCUUGCUAUCAUCGAAGAGUAUCAAGGGUGGACAAGCAGUUUGCGAGACCUGAUGCAGCACUUCUCCCAGGAGACAGUCUACAACAUCGCAGACUCUUCCACAUCGCCGUCACCUUCAUCCGACCUUGAAGGCACGGGCCUGGAACAUGUUGUUCAACGACAGAAACUGGCGUCAGCGCUCCCGCCAGACGACUUUCGCCAGCUCCAGGGAGAGAUUGUCGAGGAAGACGCAGCUUCCAGCCGCUUCCGGCUCACCCGCUGGACGCACAACGGAGAAUCAACGCAGGUUCUGGUCGAGUAUCGGGAGUAUGACCGUCGCCUACGGUACGAUGACUUGGACCCCGAGGAGAUUGCGGAGCUGAAAGCGCCGGUGCGAAAUCUUGCAUGGCUCUUACAGAGCUGUACCUUCCAGGAUGCAGGCGACCCCGAGUCGCAACUCCAACAGCCUGCCAUCUACUCGCUUCAGUGUCUUGGAUUCAUGGAUCAGGCCGAAAAAGAGCGAUACGCCUUUGUUUACAAGCUCCCGUUCCGCAAGCCCGACGCUGAAAGUAAUGAGCUACUCACACUCCACGAUCUGAUCACCAAAACAGAUCCCAAGACUAGAAGGCCGUUGAAAACGUCGCUGUCAGAUCGCUUUAGCAUUGCACACUGUCUGGCCCUGACCCUUUCCAACAUCCAUGCAUCCCUCUGGCUGCACAAAAACAUCUGGAGCCGCGGCAUCCUCCUUUUCCAGCAAUGCGAUAAAGAGGGCAUCACGCCGCUUGAAAUUCAGCGGUCUCUCCCUACUUCCACCGACGAUGCUGAGCGGCCACAGGCCGUCGCUUUUAUAGGCGACUGGGGAUAUGCCCGUCACAUCGAGGGGGCAACCGACAUGAAGGCUGAUUUUGAAAUUGAGCCCAAUCUAUACAGACACCCGGAGAGGCAAGGCGCACCGACACGUCAAUUUGCACCACCGCAUGAUAUUUAUGCCUUGGGUGUAGUGUUGCUGGAGAUUGGGCUAUGGAAAACUGUUUCUCAGCUAUUCGAUGCGCGUAUCCAGGUUGGGCAGCGAACAGGCAAAUUGCCCAAGGCGAAGGAGGUGAAGGCCGUUUUGAUAGCACUCGCACAGACGGAACUACCUCGAGAAAUGGGGAGUGUGUAUGCUGCUGCAGUUAUCAAGUGUUUAACGGGCGACUUUCGAAAGAAUAGCGAUGUAGAACUGUCCUUGGACUUUAGAGAAAAAGUAGUAGAUAGCAUUUGCUUGGGGAUGAAGCUAUAA